Molecule: messenger RNA, 3739 nt
Organism: Ceratina calcarata
Lineage: Eukaryota; Metazoa; Arthropoda; Insecta; Hymenoptera; Apidae
Product: mediator of DNA damage checkpoint protein 1
Exons: 9
Coding region: 376-3216 (946 amino acids)
Source: RefSeq, a predicted model, not a curated record
UCGGAUGGAACGAUGAUAGCGAGUGGCGCGGGGAUCGGUUUUUGCCGCAAGCGCGCGGAUUAUACCCGCCUUGCCGCAAUAUCUUGGGAGAAUACAAGUGAAAGGAACGGGUAGCGAGCGUGUACUUAUUUUACGCCGGUACGCGUACACGUUCUAAGUAUCUCUCGUCAAAAUGCGAUACAUACCCUUUUCUUUUUUUUUUUGCCCGACGAUGAAUUAUUUCACCGCGAGCGAUGGAAACAGCAGCGACCAUGCCCGCAGUAGGCGAAGAAAAAUCGGGCUGGAAUUACUAAUUCCAGUCACGCCCGUUAACCGUCCGAGCUGGAACGGAGGAUUCAGAUUUUGGAACGGGGAAUGAAUUAAUUAGACCGGACGAUGUCGAAAUACGUGAUCAUUGCCAUAUCUCUUGUGUACGUUGCAGGAGAAUGCUCGGGGCAGGUUUACAAGAGUCACUCGGUCGAGACCGCUGUAGCAAUCAAGCCAGCAGCGGUUGUGAACGAUGAUUUCAUUACACAAACUGUCUACGGAUUCCUGGAUUUCACCACGACGAUCGGAAACACGGUGAUGGUGUUUAGUCCGCAGAGUGCACCCGCGGACGGUGAGAAGGAAAAGAAGAUCAGUGGGUCGAUAAUUGAAACGAAACCGAGCGAGAAGAAGGAAAAGGCACACGACAUUCAACCGAGCAAGACCCGCAAGGGGAACACCGAGGAGGAGACGAAGAAACAAGCAAAAGGCACGAAGGUCGUAGUGAAUUCCGUGAUCGAACAGAACGCAAUCAACCCAGCCGAUGACAAUGGGACCCGAUCACCGAGAAGUCAGGAACCGAGCGUUCAAAUGACAAAGAGCCCGGUGGUGUCCUCGCAGGUGCAAGUAAAAUCGAAGGACGAAACGCCGGUCGUUAAGAACAAUCUUGCGGAACCUGAAUAUGAUUUCUUGUCGAAACAACCCACCGAGGUGGUCGACGAGACUUACAAGUUGAUCAACUUGAGGCCAUCUUCGAAAGCUCAGGCGAAGCCAAGGCCCACGAGCCGAAGGGACAAGGAGAACCCAACAGGUCUCGUGACGAAACUCGGUGGCACCAUCGUUAAAGACGGACUGACCACCGUCCACGAGACGAGCGUGAUCGGUACAUACAUAAACGGGAAAUACGCCCAGGUGCUUCAGAGCUCAUCAAGAAUACUCUCCGGUACCCCACCGAUUCCCGAAGGUAAGAUCCGUCCCAGCAGCACGCAGCGGAUCUUGAAAACCAUUGGACCGCAGCAAGGAAAGCUGAAACCGCAACUAGAACCCACUCCUACGAAUCAGCAAGAAGAAUCCUCGCUACCAUUGGAAGUCCUGUUCAACGCGCCUGGUUCCACGGUGAGGAGCACCAGGAAGAAUGCUAAUCCGAAUUCGUUGCGUCCGAAGUUUCGAAACAAGAUCAACGACGAUUACGACGCCAGUGGAGAAGUGCAGACGAAACCGAAUAAAAAUCGAAGCAGCACCACUCCCAGAUCGGGUUACAAAAAUCGCAGUCCACCGACGACGACAACGGAACCACCCGUCACGCGACGUCGUAGUGGUUUCCGACCAGGGAAUCAACCAAGUUUGCCUUCGAAGCAAAUUAAUAAAAACAAAAACGAUCAACAACCGGUGAGCCCGAAUCCAGUGCCGAAACUGAAGCUCCCGCGAACCCAGGGUCGCUGGUCUUACAAGACGACGCCUAAACCCAGGAUCGCGAUUCGUAAGCAGGUCGACGUUGAAGAGGAGCAACGCUCUACUUUAGAAACCGGUACGACUGAAAGCUCGAUCAACCUCGACGAUGGGAAAACCACAGCCUCGUCCGUUUCUACGUCGACAACAGCGACAACCGCGACGACCGGUCAAGCGGCUCAGAGAAAAAUUCAAGAAGGUGUAAUCGACGAUGAAUUGGAUCCGAGUGAAAGCGAGGAUGUGGCCAGCGUCAGUGUUCAAGAUCAACACGCCGAGCAAAUCUUACCGGUUGAGACGCUUAAUGUAGAAAUCUCCACGGCUGCUGACUCCAGCGACGUUUACUUCGAGAUAGCUACUAUCAAAUCGCCAUACACUUUCCAGGUGGGAACAUUAAGGAAUACCCGUUACAUCACGGUAACCUCAACGCAAAAGAAAUCCUUCGCAACCAUAGAUCCUUCAAGCACGAUCUUAGCCUCUGAGCCUUUAACCGAGAACAUUCUAGCGAACACAGCUGCUGCGUAUGAAACGACGCUGCCUUUAGACUCAGCCGUUGCUACCUUACCAGCGAUAACCCUAGAAUCCGGUCAAGCAACACCGCCACUAGAGACCGUAACCGAGACGUUCUCCACUACUCAAACUUUAUUAAAAACCCACCUGCUUCCAGUGGUCCACGGCGGUAAUACGACCACGAAAUUAACUCUAGUGCAAACUUACAACAUAGCACGAGUGGUGACUGCCACGAAGACAUUGCCACCGAUGGACGUUUAUCAGUUCAUACCCAGUAAGGCGUUGAACGAGUUCAAUUCGAAGCUGGACGAAGCAGGAAGCGAGUUACAUUUGGAGUUAGACGUCGGCGACGACGAUCGCGACGACGAUGACAUACCGAAGAGAGUAGUCGCACCGAGCAGUGAUAUGGACUCCGAUUUGGAACCGUUUAAAUCCAUUUCCCCAUCGAAAACGAAAUCUGACACCAGUAGUAGUACCACCGAACCACAAUUGACCCCUGAUCAACUGGCUCUGCUUAAAUACUUCGGACAACCACAGCCACAAGUGAUCACCACUUCGAGGCCUGUGGUGGUCCUCGACACGCUGUACGAGUCCCACGUGAUUCCGGUGGUGAACAACGGGAACACGAUCUACUCGACGUUGUCCAGGCCCGUUGGUACCGUUCCUCGGACAUCUUACGAGUACGGAACGUCCACGAUCGCUCCUGUCCUACCCCAGCCUCAAAUACAGCCGCAAUUGCCACCGCAAUUACCGCUGUUCCCCCAACAGCAGCCGCAGUUCACGAUCACUAGCUCCCCUUUGAUAACUCAGACUCUAGCCACAGUUUCGGAUUCGAGAAUAUUGAAAUUAACCUUCGGUGCCAAGACGGCGUAUACCACUCUGUUCUCAAGUCGAGUGGUACCCACAGAAAUCACUACGUAUGUUACGACCACUGUCCCUAUCCACCCAACCGUCUCCCCCUUCCCGGCUUACUAUCCUCCACCGGUUGCCUAUCCGCCCUUCCCGUUUGUUGGAUAGGGUCCCGUCGAUUCGCGCUGGAGCGUGCGGUGAAAUCGAGUGGGACCGGAGAAACGUGCACUUCUACCAAUGGUGCUACGAUUCGCGGAGGGUGGAUGGAACGUUCGAGACCCGAUAAGGGUGAGUCCGGGAACGCGCAUGGUUCUACGAUCUAUGAUUCGAUUGAACGAUUUCAAUAGCUUUUUCUACCGUCACUUAGUACCUUAGAAUAUUAUUUAAGCUUCUAGAGUGUAAGACAUAAAUUGUAUGAAGGUAAGGAAUGUUCGAACUAAUCACUAAUCGUACAUAAGCGCACGUAUCAUUGUCUGGUCGUCAUCGAGUACGAAUUUCGAGCCAGGUCGUCGAACGAAAGAUUGUAAAUCGUCGCGCGACCUUGUUUAGGCGCCAGCUAUCGGCCUUCCCCGGUCGAGCUUACUUUUCCAAGACAAACGAUCGGACAAAUAUAAAUUUGUAAAACCGACAAACACAUGUUUCAAAACGAUUUGUAUAUAUUCACAAUAAAAUAUUUUAUAUUUUACAAUUA